UUUACCAACCAACCAAUCAAAAAUUCAGUAAAAAAAAAUAAAAAAAAUUAGUGCAUAAAACCAAUUUAAUUUCCACCUCCGACCACUCCUCUUUCGACGCUGCUCCUCCUCUUCCUUUCCCGGAGCAGCGUCCAAACCUAUAUUCCAAUCCACCCAAAAAAAACAAAAAACCAAAUCAAGAAAAAAAAUAUUAAAAAAAACUAAAAAAAAAAAUGCCGCCUCCGGCUAAACUUUUAUGUUUCUUGAUCUUCGCGGCCGUGUCGGCCAUCGCUCCGGCGGCGGGGGUGAACCACUCCACCCCCGUAGGCAAGCUGAAGAAGCGCCACGCCAGCAAGCACCCGCCUCCGGCGCCGGCGUUCGUGCCCGUCUUCAACUGGGAGCAGCAGGAGUACCUCAAGGCCCACAACGACCUCCGCCAGAAGGUCGGCGUGCCGCCGCUAGUCUGGAGCCCUGCUCUGACGAAGCACGCGCAUGCAUGGGCGGAGCACCGCCGCGUCGACUGCAACUACCGGAGCCACUCGCCGUACCAGUUCGGCGAGAACAUUUACUGGGAGAGCUACAACGAGUUCACGCCGACCGACGUGGUCCAGUGGUGGUUCAACGAGUACAAGCUGUACGACAACGAGACGCUUAGCUGCACUUGCCAGCCGGAGCGGGCCGGGUGCGAAUGCGGGCAUUACUUGAAUAUCGUCUGGAGCACCACCACCCGGUCGGGUGCAGCGCGCCGUUAUUGCUAUAAUCAGAACGGGUGUUUACGUUGUCUGCAUAUAUGACCCACCCGGGUUGAUCCCCGGUAUCAACCCCGUUCAACGGUUCUAGGAUAUUAUUUUGAGCAUUAAAUUAAAUAGUACCCUUUUAUAUAUAUAUAAAUAUAUAUGCAGUAAUAAACGGGACAUCCCUUUUUUCGUUAAUCUACUAAUUUUUUUUUCUAGGCAAUAGGAUUUUAAAAUUUAUUGUAUUCGUUUUCCCCGUUUUUCGAGGUAUAAAUGAUAUAAU
This is a messenger RNA of Erythranthe guttata (spotted monkey flower), 996 nucleotides long. RefSeq names its product pathogenesis-related protein 1C. The record is from RefSeq and is a predicted model, not a curated record. Lineage: Eukaryota; Viridiplantae; Streptophyta; Magnoliopsida; Lamiales; Phrymaceae. Gene Ontology annotation, molecular function: zinc ion binding.